AUUUACAUUUUAGUCAUUUAGCAAACGCUUUCUCUAAAUUUCUUGUACGUUUUUGAACAUAGUGUGACGUACAUUUGCUCCGUACGGUGGGUGUGCCGGAGUGUAGCUUGAAGAAAUUAGUGACAUUUAACUAUCAAUGCAAUGGUUGGGGCUAAUGGGGGUUGACAAAAGCUGUCACGAAUUAGAUAUUUUGAGACCAAUGCCCAUUUUCCAGACAUGUCACAUGGUGAUUGUCAUGUGAGCAUUGGAAGCUGCGGCUUUGUGAUUGCCUGGAGAGCGCAGUGUCCCUAUUCUCUUGUAAUUUGUUUCCUUAAUGUUUAGCUUUCUGACAGUCCUAAAAGAUAAUUUCUUAAAUUGUAUUAUUCGUAGGAAUUCAUUAAUGUCCUGCAAAGCUUCGCCAUGGCAUCAACGAACUGUAACUGCAUCCAAGACGGUACAGAGAAGGAUGAGCUGUUCUCGCCUGUGAGCAGCUACAGGUCCGAUGACCUCAGUGGCAAGAACCCCCGGGUCACCGGUCUGGUAGGCUCAGAGCUCAGGCAACAGCAGCAGGAGGAGGAGGCACUGCGGAGGAAGCUCAAGUACUUUUUCAUGAGCCCCUGUGACAAGUACCACGCCAAGGACCGCAAGCCCUUUAAACUGGUCCUGCAGCUGCUCAAGAUCCUCAUUGUCACUGUACAGUUAGUCCUGUUUGGCUUGAGUAACCAGAUGGUGGUGACAUUCAAGGAAGAGAACACAGCAUCCUUCAAACACCUUUUCCUUAAAGACUACCGGGAUGGCUCUUCAAUGGCAAUCCACACACAGAGUGAACUCUAUAGCCAUAUUUAUUAUGCUGUAGAUCAGUUCCUGGUUCUACCACAGACAUCACUAGGGCGGUAUGCAUAUGUGUGGGGUGAGGCUGUGAAUGGGAGUGCCCUCUCUCUGUGCCAGCGGUACUACAAGAGGGGCAUCAUCGACCCCAUCAACGACACCUUUGACAUCGACCCCGAAGUUAUCACCGAUUGCAUUGGUGUAGACCCACGACCAGACCCCCCUCCUGAUUACAGUGACUACAAGAACUUCAUUCUCCAGUUUCACAAACUGAUCAAUGUGACCAUUCAGUUCCAGCUGAAGGCAAUAAACAUCCAGACCAUCAUCAACAAUGAGAUCCCUGACUGCUACACCUUUGCUAUUAUGGUUGUCCUGGAUAACAAGGCUCACAGCGGCCGAGUGAAGAUCAGCCUGCUCAACCAUGCCUCCAUCAAGAAGUGCAAAGACCCCAACGUGUGGGGACAUGCGGAGAACUAUGCACGGGAGGCUUUUGACUUGUUGGUUGCCAUAGUGUGUCUGCUGUCCCUGCUGCUGUGUGGUCGCUCCAUCCUCAGAGGAGUCAUCCUACAACAUGAGUAUGUCCAGUUCUUCAGACACAGACUGAAUCACAGUGUGUGCUGGGCAGACAGGAUGGAGUUCAUUAACGGCUGGUUCAUCCUGCUCAUCAUCAGUGACCUGCUCACCAUCACCGGCAGCUUCAUCAAGAUUGGCAUAGAGUCCAAGAACAUGUCAUUGUAUGAUGUGUGUGGGAUUUUGCUCGGUACCUCCACUCUGCUGGUGUGGGUGGGAGUCCUCCGCUACCUCAGUUUCUUCCAGAAGUACAAUAUCCUGAUUGUGACGCUGCGGGCUGCCUUCCCUAAUGUAAUCCGCUUCUGCCUCUGUGUAGCUGCCAUAUACCUGGGUUAUUGCUUCUGUGGCUGGAUCGUGCUGGGUCCUUACCAUACCAAGUUCCGCUCUCUGUCCAUGGUGUCAGAGUGCCUGUUUUCUCUGAUCAACGGGGACGAUAUGUUUGUGACGUUUGCAGAGAUGCAGAAGAGUGGCACUCUGGUGUGGGUGUUCAGCCAGGUCUACCUCUACACCUUCAUCUCCCUCUUCAUCUACAUGGUGCUCUCCCUCUUCAUUGCUCUCAUCACCGGAGCCUACGAUGCCAUCAUGGCCCAAACCCAGGAGCCGAUGCACAUCACAGACCUGCAUGCUUUCAUAGCAGAGUGUACUGAUACACCUUGCUCUGGAAAGUUCAGUGGCCCAGAGGCAUCCUCCUGUUCAUUCUUCUGCUGCUGUGACUGAAGAGAGAAUCCACCAGUGGGGGGAUGUCUUCUAGGUGAUAUGACCUUAGACUACACUGUCCUCUGUAGGAUGUGCCACAACGAUGCAUUUAAAUUCAGACUGGUACAGUAUGUUACUAACUGCUGUAGAUUGCACAUUAAUAUUUAACACGCCAGUUCAUUGGGUUUUUAUAGCUAACAAGUUACAUUCAUAUGGCUAGCACAUUCUGCUAGCUAAUUCAUGACUGUAAUACAGCAAUAUAGCUAGCUGUCCUUUCAGAGAGAGAACUGAUUUUGCACAACAUACUGUAUAUCUGAAUGUUUUACUUAAUAUGAGUUGUAUUUAUGCUGCAGUUUUGAUUGAUAUUGUUGAUAAGCCUAUGUUGAAUUGGGUCUGCAUGACCCUAUGACUGAAGGACGGCAAUGGUUUAAUUGUGCUUUACUGUGCCUGGGGGGCCCUGAACGUUAUGAUUGUCCUCUGAAUCAUGUUUAUGACAGAGACACACACUAACAGACAGGCUGAAACGUGCACACCGUUAUGUACUGUAUUUUUAGGGAAGGCUACUCACUCUUUGGUCCUUUAUUCCCUUCUCCUCUGGAUGGGAUGACAACAUGUUCAAGGUAAGGACCUGCAGCCAUAGUUAGUCAUCAAUAUGUAUGAAGCCUUUGGUGUAAAGAGACAGGUGAUCCUGACCCGAACACCAAUGCACUGCAAGACAGCUAUAGUGGGUUUUAUAGUGCACCCUACAGAAUCCAUAUUGCUGAGGAAAAGCUACAUUUUUUUUAAACAAUGCUAAAUGUUUUAACCACCCUUAUUAAUUAUUUUGUUGGAUGACUUGCAUCUGACUGAAAUACAAGGGAUUAUUUUAUGAAAUAUGUCUGACGUUGUUAUAUUGAAUUCAGUGGUCAUUUAUUGAAUCUCUCUCCGGUCAAAUGCAUUCUGCAAACCAGUAUGUGGUUCAAAUCAUGAUUCACUGAAGGAAAGGGACUGAAUUAUCAUAUUGUAUCUGUUUUAUUUGAAAAAUCUUUUGAAGUGAUGUCAUUUCAUUGUAUGAAAUGUUAUGAAAGCUUAUAGUGAUGUUCAUUAGGUGAAAAAAAGGACUCUAACUGCACAAGAUUUGUAAGCGAUCAAAAGGAAGGGAAGAGUUGGACAAAUAGAGAAAUCAUUGAUGCCUACCCAGAAUGCACUGUUUCUGGUGAAGUUGUUAUUCCAUUACAUGUUUUCCAAAAAUUAUUUAUUCAAGUAUGUGUUGAUGACCAGAAAUGUACAUUUUUUUUUUUCGUUCUUUGAAUGUUUUUACUUAGUACAUUUUAUCUUGCUUGAGAUGAUCAGGUAUGCAUAUGAGAUGAUCAGGUAUGCAUAUGAGAUGAUCAGGUAUGCAUAUGAGAUGAUCAGGUAUGCAUAUGAGAUGAUCAGGUAUGCAUAUGAGAUGAUCAGGUAUGCAUAUGAGAUGAUCAGGUAUGCAUAUGAGAUGAUCAGGUAUGCAUAUACGAUGAGUUGUGAUGACAGAACAUGAAGCAGCGCUAAAUGUCUCAUGACAUGCAGCACAGUGGCGCAGCAGAUUACAUGUAAGGGUAGUAGUACUGUAUUUCUUAACUACAUGUGCUUUAUACUCUGCUAAUGUGAUCAUUUCUGAUUUUGUUUUACUUUUUGUUUUAAAAAUGUUGUGGUUAGUUCGACUGAUACUAAUAAUUUUAGUAUGGCCAAAUUGCUCAACGUCUACAUUUUGGAUCGCUUGUACAUAUUUAUUUUGUUACUUUUUUUUUAAAGCCGUUCUCGUUUCAUGCACUUUUCAUUCAGUUCAUUCAGUACAUUGCAUUCCUUUCUGUCUAUUGCCAGUAAACCACCUCCAAUUAAAACUAUUGAAAAGCAUGCUCUUUUACUUCUACCAAGCUGAAGUCCUAUUUUCUGGUGAUGUGGUCCAUGUUACUGUUUUUCUGCUCUCUCGUCGUCAAGGACAUUUUACAUUUAGUGCUCUUCAUGGUCACUGAGGCAGAACAACCAUUUCCUUUUGUUAAUUAUACUGGUUGAGUGCUCGACCUCAGUGCUCGACAUAUUCAAUCAAUCCCUAUCCUAUUCUGCUGUGCCCACAUGCUUCAAGAGGGCCACCAUUGUUCCUGUUCCCAAGAAAUCUAAGGUAACUGAGCUAAAUGACUACCGCCCCCGUAGCACUCACUUCUGUCACCAUGAAGUGCUUUGAGAGAAGAGUCAAGGAUCAUAUCACCUCCACUCUACCUGAUACCCUAGACCCACUCCAACUUGCUUACCGCCCCAAUAGGUCCACAGGUGACGCAAUCACACUGCACACUGCCCUAACCCAUCUGGACAAGAGGAAUACCUUAUGUAAGAAUGCUGUUCAUCGACUACAGCUCAGCAUUUAACGCCAUAGUACCCUCCAAACUCGUCAUUAAGCUCGAGAACCUGGAUCUCGACCCCGCCCUGUGCAACUGGGUCCUGGACUUCUUGAUGGGCUGCCCCCAGGUGGUGAGGGUAGGAAACAUCUCCACCCCUCUGAUCCUCAACACUGGGGCCCCACAGGGUGCGUUCUGAGCCCUCUCCUGUACUCCCUGUUCACCCAUGACGACUCCAACUCAAUCAUCAAGUUUGCAGAUGACACUACAGUGAUAGGCUUGAUCGCCAGCAAUGACGAGACUGCCUACAGCGAGAAGGUGAGAACCCUUCUGAGUGUGGUGUCAGCAAAAUAACCUCGCACUCAACGGCAACAAAACAAACAAGAUGAUUGUGGACUUCAGGAACCAGCAAAGGGACAGGCCCCUAUCCACAUCGAUGGGACAGUAGUGGAGAAGGUGGAAAGUUUUAAGUUCCUCUGCGUACACAUCACGGACACACUUAAAUGGUCCACCCACACAGACAGCGUGGUGAAGGCGCAAUAGAGCCUCUUCAACCUCAGGAGGCUGAAGAAAUUUGGCUUGUCACCAAAAACACUCGCAAACUUUUACAGAUGCACAAUCGAGAGCAUCCUGUCGGGCUGUAUCACCGCCUGGUACGGCAACUGCUCCGCCCACAACCACAUUGCUCUCCAGAGCGUAGUGAGGUCUGCACAACACAUCACCGGGGGCAAACUACCUGCCCUCCAGAACACCUACACCACCCGAUGUCACAGGAAGGCCAAAAAGAUCAUCAAGGACAACAACCACCCGAGCCACUGCCUGUUCACCCCGCUGUCAUCCAGAAAACGAGGUCAGUACAGGUGCAUCAAAGCUGGGACCGAAAGACAGAAGCUGUUUUUUCAAUCUCAAGGCCAUCAGACUGUUAAACAGCCAUCACUAACUUUGAGUUGCCAACAUACAGACUCAAAUCUCUAAUAAUUGGAUGUAAUAAAUGUAUCACUAGUCACUUUAAACAAUGCCACUUUAAUCAUGGUUACAUACCCUACAUUACUCAUCUCAUAUGUAUAUGCUGUACUCUAUACCAUCUACUGCAUCUUGCCUAAGCUGCACGACCAUCGCUCAUCCAUAUAUUUGUAUGUACAUAUUCUUAUUCAUCCCUUUACACUUGUCUGUAUAAGAUAGUUGUGAAAUUGUUGGAUUACUUGUUAGAUAUUACUGCACUGUCAGAACUAGAAGCACAAGCAUUUUGCUACACUUGCAUUAACAUCUGCUAACCAUGUAUGUGACCAAUAAAAUUUGAUUUGACCUGUUA
Messenger RNA from Oncorhynchus masou masou (cherry salmon), 5736 nucleotides. RefSeq names its product mucolipin-1-like. The transcript has 14 exons. Gene Ontology annotation, cellular component: lysosomal membrane; plasma membrane. The record is from RefSeq and is a predicted model, not a curated record. The coding region runs from base 400 to 2094 and encodes 564 amino acids. Lineage: Eukaryota; Metazoa; Chordata; Actinopteri; Salmoniformes; Salmonidae. Gene Ontology annotation, molecular function: NAADP-sensitive calcium-release channel activity.